AUGCUUCUCACGGCGUUCUCUCAAGUCUCACUUCUGUUGACGUUGACCAUUCAUGCGGCUAUAAUUCCUGACGAUCGACCUGAAGUCAUCCCGGGUCCAGGGCUUCCGUCACUAGAAUCUCUUAACCUGACUUCAGCUGACUUAUAUGAGUUGCCGUUGCCGGGAGCUCAAAUAACCACCUCGGACAACGAACUGGUAUGCGGACCAGAAGACAUCGCUUACACUAGCGUCGAAAACCUCAUCGUCUGCUACCACUAUCUUCGGAGCCUAGGCCGGACGCCCUGCGAGUUUGAGAAUAGAGAGGCGAGAGCAUUGUGUUGGCAUGGAAUCGAUACUGUCGUUGUUGGUAUAGGUCGAACAGGAGGCCACGAGAGUAGCUACUGCAUCGACUUGGCGGUAGGAAUCUUAGCGGUCAUCGACGGCUGCACAAGGCCUGACGGAAGUUGCGCAGGAUUCGCAGUAGCCAACGGGAAUGCGAACAUCAUGGUCGGUGGAACGAAUGCUGGAUAUCAGAGGCAUCGUUGGAGUUAA
Alternaria alternata is the source of this 531-nucleotide messenger RNA. RefSeq lists its product as hypothetical. The record is from RefSeq and is a predicted model, not a curated record. Lineage: Eukaryota; Fungi; Ascomycota; Dothideomycetes; Pleosporales; Pleosporaceae. Bases 1 to 531 code for a protein of 176 amino acids. The transcript has 3 exons.